Messenger RNA from Corvus hawaiiensis (hawaiian crow), 11858 nucleotides. RefSeq names its product otoancorin (gene OTOA). NCBI's taxonomy places the organism in Eukaryota, Metazoa, Chordata, Aves, Passeriformes, Corvidae. The record is from RefSeq and is a predicted model, not a curated record. Gene Ontology annotation, cellular component: cell surface. The transcript is spliced from 29 exons. Gene Ontology annotation, biological process: cell-matrix adhesion. The coding region runs from base 2824 to 6234 and encodes 1136 amino acids.
GGGCAGCACCACCCCAGCCCUACGUUUCCCCUGCACAGCUUGUUGAGCUCUCUUCAUCUCGGGACAGAAGUGUCCCCUUCUGCCUGCUCUGGGAGUCCCUCGCCCGCCGAGCCCGGCAGGGGAGUCCUGCCCGCCCGCUCUGAGGGCCGGCGCUGCUGGGCCGGCGCCUGAGGCUGCAGGGCGGUGCUGGGCCUGGCGCUGCUCUCAGGGUCCCUGGCUGGAGCCGCCCAGCUCCCGCAGUGCAGGGCAGGAGGCGCACACGGCAGAGGCAGGUAAAGUGCUCUGGGGUCCUGGCUCUCCUUCUCUUCUCCUCCCCUCUCUCCCUUUCCAGCCCGGACCCAUUGCGGGUUCCCUCACAGCGUGUGGUGCUUUUUCUCAGAGCCCGGGUGCAAGGGGGAAGGUGGGCACCGGCAGUGCCCAGGCUUAUCAGCAAGGCUUGUGAUUGUGAGGUCAGCUUUCUGGUUAUCAAGCUUCAGAUAAGAGAGCGACUGCAUGUGGAGUGAGUGAUAACAUGUCUAGGAUUUCUGUACAUGUUAUAGUGGCUGUUUGGGGAGUGAAAGGAGAAGGCAAUCUGGGAGUUCCUCGUAAGUGGGGAGUCCUGCAAGGGUGACUUGUCAGAGAUCUGAUCACAGCAUAUUCAAGGAAUGAUCUCUGGGAAAGUGCUGGAUGGGAUCUGCAGGAGAUCCCCACAGUGUGAUUUGGGGCUGUCUGAAAGCUGCUGUGAACUGCAAACAGACCUGUUUCACCGAAAAAAUGAACUGCUUCAUCCCACAGAUUGUUUUACCAAGCAGGGCUGUUGCACAGCAGACUUUUUGUGCACCUGCUGAUUGUCCGCUUGAGUUAGUCAGGGUGAAAAAGCACUUCCCUUAGCAUUUAAUCUCCUUAUAUAUUAAGUUAGCAUGCUUUAAUUAAAAUGCACUCCCUGAUCAAAGUGAAUGAAUUGGAAUAAACAUCAGGACUGACACUGGAAGCAUGAUUUAACCUACGCAGAGUUAUCAAAAACUUACUGCAAAAUUAUUAGAGCACCGGCUGAAACAAACACAAGUGAGUUCAUUGUCUGGGAAACCAGAUACAUCUGAAUGAGAGACAUUUACUGUGGUGCUCCCAAAAGAGUAGCUGAAAGGGGUUUCAGUCUGUGUAAGAGCAGGAUAGAGGUGAUAGCUUCUUAGUCUAAUGUUUAAAUUUUUCAUCAUCUGUCAGUUUGAGUCAUUCCUGUUACAAGACUGGAUUUAAGUAUUUGCAGUAGACUGAAGUAUUGCUGGAGGCUUGUUGGAAGACGUUUUCAUAAAAGAGUACCUUGGUACAUGGGAUUAAACAGUCCAAAAAAGGUGUUGUAUUUAUCAAAUUGUCAGAUCUGUAACUCAAGCCGUGGCAGAGAACUUUGGGGGAAAAAAGAGACAGUGAGCACAGAUCCAAAUUCAGCAACAAAAAGAAAUGCAGAAAUUCAGUGUCUUGCAAAUAAACCUUUGAAAUGAGGGAAAGGGAGAGAAAACUAACAAAGUCUCUCUGUGGUCAGAGCCAAGUUGGCCAAUGGGACCCUCUAUGUCAUUUGUUACAUCAGGGACUAAUCCCAGUGUAAGAAGCUGCAAUCUGUGGAUCAAGGCAUCAUCUAAUACGUCAGAUUAAUUAAUUGUUUUACCUGUGGGGUGGUGACUCUCAGGCUGAGCAGGGGGUCAGGCUGAGGGGUGCAGAUGCAGAAAAUCUUCCCUGCAGUGUGGAUUGAAGCAGCUGAUGGCCGUCAGAGCUGCGGAGGGGACGUGGCUGCAGAAACCCCUGUGUGAGUGAGAGCUGCCCAGUCUUUGCUUCCUUUCCAUCCCAUUGCAUUGCUGCUAUGUCUAUGAACAGGACCAAAAGCAACACAUUCAUUUUGUUUUGGAUGACUGUGAGACUGUCAAUUUUUUCCUGAUGGCAGUCAGUGACAACCCAGUGAAAGGCUCUGGGUAUCCCAUUACUGCCCUUCAGAUAAUUUAUCUUUCAGUGGUCUUCAUGCUGCAUAGCACAGGGCAGCAGGGAUAGCAAGAGCUACUAAAACAUCUCUUUCUAUACAAACUGUCUGAGAUGGUGGUGGAACAUUGAUGGGACACUUCUUGUGAGUACAAGGACCACGGCUUUGAUCCGUCCAGGUGAAGUGACAUGGUCUGUUUCCCAAAUGUGUGACUUUCCCUCUGCUUCAGAAGAGCAUAAGGACAUUUUCUCCCUUUUUGCCAAAUGUGGCAGCAGGGAAGUGGAGCACUCCUUUCCCCUCCCUGCCUGGAGCACCCUACAGUGACAUGGGACAAGGGCCAGGCUGUCCCCCCCCUGAGGUCAGACAUCUGCAAAUGGAGGGUCCCAGAUUAAGUUUGCAGUGAUCCUGCAGGCAGCUUAACCAGCUAGGAAAAGCUUAGGGUUUGUUUGAAGCUUCUUUAUAAUUUCCUUUCUCCCUCUAUUUAUCUUCUUUUUUAUCUGAUUUUAAAAGGAUUUGCUUGCCUGCUUUAAGAAAACUGCAUUGAAGUCAUAUUUAGGUGCAGUGUAAUUUAGUAAAUAAAUGGUGCUACAAGGAAGAAAAUUAAAUGAGCCACUUGCUAAAGGGAGAUAAUUCUAGCUGCUCACACACUUGUAGUGGACUUGUGUUUGCAUAAGGUAUAUCUCUAUCCUAGAAAAAGAUCUAAAUUAAAAACCUGGGAGCAAGCAGUUCUGGAUUGUUCUGAUCUCUAUCUGUACUCCAUAGCAUAGGCUGUCUCUGAUUUAUAGCUAUGAAAGUUUGGGGUGAAUAUUGCCUUUUGACUCUGUUCUAUUUUCCUUUUCAAUUCAAGUAUCUUUUUAUUCUAAAAAACACCAGAAAAAAUGUCCAGACUUUUGAAGAUGUGUUUCUUGUUGAUAUCAAUGAAUCAUGCUGAGAUUACUCACAGUCAGAACUCUGAAGAUUUGCCUCCAUUGUUACUCAAAGCUGUGGAGGAAGUAAUAGCUGGGAAAUAUCUGAAUGCUCUCCUAGAUGUACUUAAUUGUCAAAGCUCUGAUGUCUGGACAGCAGAUAUGCUUACAAAAGUCAUGGCAUAUUUUCAUGCUCAGGAAGUUAUGUUUACUCUUAGCAGCCUCCAGAUGUCCAUAAAAAGUUACCUGAAGAACCUUUUAUACCAGCCCAGGCAACUACUGUCUGAAUUGCAACAGCUUGAUCAGCAGCAGUUCCAAACUGCAAUGAAGUACCUCUUCCACAGCAAAAAGGAGCAUCUUGAAGUGGGAAAUAUUAUUCUUGACUGGGACAAGACUAGAGAGAGAAUUUUUCAAAGCCCAGGAGUAAACAGGACCUUGUUCCUUGUAACACUGGAUAAAUGCUUCCUGGCUCUGAGUGCUCUGGACUGUGUGGAUAUCCUGAGCCAGGUUCUGAGUACGUCAGCAGUGAACUAUCUCCACCUUGAUGUUAUUGGAAGCCUCCCAAACCUUCUGCUGGAGGAUGCUUUCAGAAACUUAUCAUCAUUAUUCAAGGACCUCUAUGACAGAACCUCAGCAAGCACUCAGAGAGCUCUGUAUGGCUGGAUGAAGCAGAUUCUACAGAAGUCUUACAACAUGAGUGAGUUCAAUGAAUCAACUUCUUGGGUCAGUGCAGAAAGCUUAUGGAUUUUGGGAAGAUACAUGGUCCAUCUCACAUUAGAAGAAAUCCUGAAAAUUAGUCUCAAUGAAAUCAGACUGUUCAUUAGCUACGACAACGCAACAAAGCAGUUGGACACGGUGUAUGAUAUCACACCAGAGCUUGCACAGGCCCUCCUGAAAAGGAUAAACUCGUCAGGAUUUGAUAUGAGGAACACUUCAACUAUCUACAGGCUGGGUUUAUUGGUUUGCUUUUAUGAUGACCUGGAGCAGAUGGAGGCAGCUGUGGCCCGGGCUCUACUUCAUCAAAUGAUUAAAUGCAAUCAGCUGAGAGGUUUCCAGGCCGAGCUUCAUGAGCUCAAAUCUCAACUCCUGAACAUUGCCAUGCAAAACCAGACAUUGAAUGAUACCCUUGGAUCUCUGUCAGAUGCUGUGGUUGGACUAACUUCAAGUCAGCUGGAAUCUCUGUCACCUGAAGCAGUGCAUAAUGCUGUUGCAACAUUAAACCAAGUCUCUGGGUGGGCAAAGAGCCAAGUUCUGAUUUUAUCCAGUAAAUAUCUCUCUUAUGAAAAGGUUUUAUCAUUUUAUAACGUGAGCCAAAUGGGCGCCUUGGUGACAGGAAUUGGCACCCAGUCACUCCACAGCAUGAACCCCAGGGAGCUGUCUCAGAUUAUUCGAGGCACGAUGUCCCAGUACUUGUCUGACUUAUCUCCUGCACAGCAACAAGGCAUCCUCAGGAAGAUAGCUGCAUCUGGAGAUUUUUCUUCAUCAGUCAAAGAUAUACAAGGAGCUUUCUUUAAAGAAGUCUCUCUUUCUGGUUUAUGGAAGCAGACUGGAUAUAAUUCCUCAAUGCUGAAAGAAAAAGAACUAAGAAGCAGCCAGGCUUUGUAUCUGUAUGAAUUACUGUCUAAGGAAAACUAUCCUGUUGACCUUCUAAGCACAGGACAGCUUGUGAAAGGAGUAACUUGUCAGCUCAUUGAAAGUAUGGACACAGAUACGUUUUUAAACAAUUUUAAAUUCUUUGAAAUUAAUCUUCAUCUUCUUUCUCCAUAUCAGGUUAAUUGUUUAGCUUGGAAGUUUUGGAAAGUCUCCAAUGCAUCUAUUCCUCCCUUCCUCUUACUGGCACUUCCUUCUGAGUACCUGGAGUACGUUACAGGCCCUUUGUGCGUCCCUUUCCUUGAACGUCUAGGGAAGGCAGGAAUGGACCUUCUGAAUCCAAGCCAUCACAAAAGGGAUGCUGUCCUGCAAAAAGUGCAGGAGUGCUUGAACAGCUCCAUUGCUGAUGAAUAUGAUGUUGACCUCCUUGGAAAUCUAAUCUGCUACUUACCUGCAGCCUUUCUACAUGGCAGAAUGUCCCUGAAGGCAAUGGCAGCAGCCCUACAUCAAUUCAAACUUUGCCAAGAGCUCAGCCAUGAGCAGAAGACUGAAAUUAAAUACAAACUCCUUCAGUUAUAUGGCUCCUCAAACAACUGGACAGCAGAAACAACAUUAGAUGUUGGACCAUUCAUAGCUCUGCUGUCAAAAGAGGAAUUAAAUGUCCUUGCUGAAAAGUUCCCAGAUAUCAUCUUACAAAUAGCAAAGACAAUUGGACCAGUUUCUUCAGCUGAAGAGCUUCUUCUAUCAGUUGUGUUCGAGUCAGUCUCCAACAGCACUGGCAGCAUCCGCCUGUCUCUCAGCAGAGCUGAUUGCCUGGGAACCAGAGCUCCUUCUUCAAAUGAAAUAAUUAAAUUAGCAGAAGCAAAUGUCUUUUGGUCAGUUCAAGAACUGGAGUGCAUGGACCCAGGGACUUUUGACAAAAAUGUGGAACUUCUUGGGGCUGUCUCAGGUUUUAACAGCUCCCAGCUGACUGCCUUGAAGGAGAAAGCCAAGCAGGUUUGGGGGUCGCUGCCAGACUGGAGGAGUUACCAAAUCAUCUCCCUGGGCCGCAUUGCUCUGGCACUCACUGAGCAGGAAAUCACAGAGCUGGAUCUGCACUCCAUCGACACCGUUUCUGUUCUGAGUCAGCAAACAGAGUGGACUCUUACCCAGGAAAGAGCUAUUCUGCAAGGUUUUCUAGAAGACUCUGGCCAGACCAUCGGCACACUAAAAAGUUUUGAUUUAGUUGGACUAGGAGCAAUCCUCUGUGCUUUGAAUUCCACAGAAAUCAAAUCCAUAAAGACUGCUGAAUUCAGUGCUGCAGUUGCAAGAAUUGGCCUGUUGUUUUGUAGCACCCCUGUUCUGAGGCAGUUUAAGAAGAUGACAGAGUCCGUGUUUGGUGCUGCUACCAGCUGGAAUGGCUCUAUUUUACAGGAAAUUGGUACUAUAGCAGGUGGUUUGAAUGAGGAUGAAUUAAAAGCUUUUGAUAAAAGCUUGAUGCCAUAUUUCCAGCCAUCAGCAGUAAGACAUAUACCUCCUGAAAUUUUCCAAGCAUUGUCCCCAGAACAAAUAGCAAACCUGGGCCCCGAGAACGCCGCCAUGGUGACGGGAUCGCAGCGGCAGCAUCUGGAUGCAUCCCAGCUCCAGAGCCUGGGGCUGGCACUGGAUGGAGCCAGAACCGGCAGCCCAGGGACACAGAGCAGCAGUGCAGCAUCUCCCCAGGAGGGACAAACCCCGGCUGCCAGCGGUGCUCCUUGUUUGAGUGGCUUUGGCAUCUGGCUGUGUGCUGUGUUUACACUGCACCUGCCUUUCUGAACCCACAGGUGUUAAGCUUGAGUGUCCUGGAGCUUACAACAAAGAUGCUAAAGAUAAAAGAGUGUCAGCUCAGCAUGAACAGUAGAAUCAAGAGGCUCUGAGAUUUCUGGGUGCACAGUGGUUAAAUUCUUACAAGCAAGACCUUCAUCUGCUAUCAUGAUGAGAACUAUCUACUUUCCAUAGCUUCAUCACUAACAAGUAACACAGUAUCCCUCCAAAUAGUCCAAAUUUAAAAACUGGAAAUGGCUUAUCUGUCUCAUGAGAAAAAUCACUGAAAUAUAGGAUCUUGUGUUAGGGAGGAACUUGAAUUAUAGGGGGGACAGGUAGCAGGGGAAUGUUAUUUGGAGGCUGCUGUCUGAUACCCAGUGCUUUUUACACAGGCUAAUUUGGUCACACUGUUGUGUCCAUUUCUUGGGUUUUCUUCUACUUCAGAUGCACAUUCCCUGGAGAGGGGCUAUCCUUCUGUGUGGUGUAGUAGAAACUGCACUAAAAGUUACUGCUGUUGCAAUAAAAUAACUUUGUCUUGGGGCUGCUGGUUUAAAUCCUGCUCAGACAAGAAGUGAUAACAGGGUCUUAAAAUUUAAGCACCUCUACAAAACGUAGUUUCCCCAUGGCUGUUUGUAUUCAACACAGAACUGUUGACACUGAGGGCAUUGGCAAUAGUAUUAGUAUUUCAUGUGACAAAAUGCACCAUGGAAACUUGCUUAUGUUCAUCAAGAGACAGUCCUUUCACUUCAGGUGGGGUUGAAGUGUAUGCCUGGGAAUACUAAGGGAGAACUGUUCACUGAGCCUACACACUACUGGGAUUGUCAAUCCAGUUUUUUCCACAAGGCCUAGAAUAAGGAAUUUCUCAUAAUUAUAAACCAUAGAUACUUUCCUGUGUUUUAUCAGCAUAUGACUUACAGGUCUAAUAUUAGCUUGUCAUGCCACACCUCAGUAUUUUAAACAAUGGGGGAAAAAAUAUAUUAAAAAUCCUCUGCAUGUGAACAUACAUUUUUAUGUCAUUCAACAUUAUUUUAGACCAUGAACACAUGGCAGAGUUUUCCAUUUUGCCAUUGCAAAAGUCUUAUUUUUUCUAGACUAAAAAAGGCAAUGCAUAGAUUGAAAAGUUUAGCUUUUUCAUUCAGGGCUGUACUGUAGUAAAUGCCCUUCAAACUAUAAUUUGUAUUUCUUUAUGGCAAACAUUAUAUCUGGCUUCUCAGCCCUGAAAGGAGAAUUGAAAUUUUGCUCAGGGAAGCAAUAGGAAUGGGAGGGAGAGCUGGGGGGAAGAGCCUGGCUGCUGCUGGGGAAGGUGAAUGUGAGCUGUUGCUACUGUUGGGAGUAACAGUUCCCACCACAGUCCCAUAUAUUCUGUAAUUCCUGCAGCAGCAGGGGCUAACUUGAUUUUCAGGGCUUUGUUAUUGGCAAAGUAGGCAGUGAGAGCCGUUUCUCACCCCCUCCUUUCCCUCUCCCCCUCCAUCAAUCUGCUGCUCUGGGAACUGCCUUUGUCUAUAACUAACCCUGGCAAGUGUGACAUGAUGUUACAGAUAAUACUACAUGCUUUAGUUCUGCAUUUUAUGAGCGAAGAAUUAUGAUUGCUGCAAGCUGCCUGGCACUUUUUUCUCUAAUCCUCACAGUAAGAUUCCAGCUUCUCCAGGUGCAUUUCAUUUUCUGCAUGUGAACAGGAGAUUGAGACGUACAUUUAAAUAGGAAGACAUUUGUUUUAUUAAUCCCAGCAAAUACAUGCAAAUGUCCACUAAAACCAAAAAAUACUUCAGUGGAUCAAAUGCAUUAUAAAGAUUUAUCUGUGUUUUCACAUUAAAAGUUCUGCCUCGCUCAGAUGUGAAAGUACUAAAAGGUUGUUUGAUUUCUAGAAAUUGCCUGACUUGAAUUCUGUGUGCACUUCUGAAGCUGCAGGAGAGUGUUUUCGUGUCAAGAAGACAGUCAGCAUUUCCAGUUCAGCUGCUUAGGUCAGAUACGUGACUUAGCUCUACCAAGCCCUUCAAAAAUCUAUAUGAGCUGAAAGUGAUCUUCUUCUGUCAAUAUACCUGGGAGUGAUUCCGUUUGCAAUUAUGUGAGUCACAGUUUAGCUUUUAAUUGGAGCAGGAGUGAGCUCUUUGUUUUGUGCCAUCUGUGCUGUUUAGGUGCUUUUAAAUAGCUGAACUGCUUGAUUAUUUAUAUAUUUUAUUAAAUUAAUAAUUAUGUUAAGAACUUUGGCAUUGCAUUUAUGUUUGGUCAAGGACUUAUCUAUUUCUUAGAAGAGUAGUGUAGGAGGUGUAAAUGUGGAGCACUGACUUUAUGUUGUACUUGUUUCACGGUGAGAUUGCAAAUCCUGUUUGCUUCAUGAGAUGGUGUGAGCAUUUGGAUGGCAAGUAUUGUAGAAAAGCAGUUUUACUCCUGCCAAUAUAACUCUUGUAAAGGUCACUGAUGGAAAAGCCCAUUCUACAAAAUCUGGGAUUUAUGGGACACCUCCAUCAAAACUGUUGAAACUGAAUUUCUGUGGGAAGAAUAGAUGGAAAGGGGAGAAAGGCACGGAGAGCACUAGUAUGCAUGGUAUGUAAUCCGUGUGUGUGAUCUGCCAUCCAUUCACAAUCCUGCACACUGCCAGUGCUAAGAGGAAACUGAAACAUGGACACUUCACUUCUGUGAAACAAACCAUAGAACCCCUCAGAGCAGGCAUCUGUCCCCUCUGCAGAUGUGUAUUGCAUACAACGUGCACAUGAUCACUUUCACUGGAAUGCAUUCAUUGGAAAAAUGUGUCACAGUCCCUUUCUUUUUGCAUGAUCAGGAUUUUGGGGAAAAAUAUACUAGAGAGAAAUGUGGUAUAAAGAUUUGAUUCUUAGAGAAAUGUUGCUGCUUGUAGAUGUGGGUAAUGUUUGUUUAAACCAAGCUUAAUUUCUCCUACAUUCUUUUUAGUUCUUUGAGAAUGAAAAAAAAUCAGAUUUGUGCAUAAAUCUGCUGUUGAAUAUAUAUCAUGAUAAUAAUUUUGUUAUCUGCUUAUUGUGAGAACUGCAGCUGUCCUCUCCACUUGUGCCUGCCCAGGUUGCUGGGCAGUGCCAUGCAUCCUGUGGGAUGUGCAUCCAACCAUCCAACUGCUGACAGUCACAACUCUGGUGUAGGCCUGGCUCCUCUGAGUGCUGUGAGCCCUGUGACAGGUGACCCUGGCCAGCAGUAUGUGAGAGGAGGCAUUUCAUUCCUGUGAUGGGAUGUAGGAGUCUUCAGGAGUUAACAGAUGGAAAGAAAUACUUUUGUUGGCUUAUUAUUUCAGUGCCUGAGACAUUUAUGUUCAGAAUUGUGUUUAGAAAAGAGAAAAGGGCUACUGGUUCUGGAUCAGCAGGAGAGAAAAUAUCCCUAUGACCUGGUACUGAGGUAAGUGCCACAUCUGUGGUAUCUCUAAAUCCCCGAAAGGAAGAAAACAACUACCCAUCCACAGUGUCUGAAAACCGUCCCUGUUAAAGCUGGCAUUAUGGCUGUUGUCAGGUUUUGUACAGUGCACAGAAUGUUUGAGUCCCAGUGAUCUCAAUCUGUCACACAUCAGAGCUAACCAGCUCCUCAGUGUGAGGCUCCAAAGAUACUGUUUAGCCAAAAAAACAAAAAAAAACCCAAAAAAACCACAAGAAAAAAACUGAAAAAAAAAAGGCAACCUUCCUUAAUUUUAAGCAGCCCUUUAUGCCUCCGUAUAAUCUGCUCAAAUAUUCCAGAGGCAAUUACGUGCUGUAUUAAGGCAGAUUCAGUUUACCAGUUCACUGCUGUGCCUAGGGAUCAUCACCCCCUCCUUUAUUUUCCAGUAACACAAAUUGCAGCCCUGUCAUAUUAGGCUGGGACCUUGUCAGAGUCCCACUGGCUGUCCCCCUUGGAGCAGAUGUGAGACAUUGCUCGAGGUGUGCCAGCCCAUCGAACCUGGGGCUGUGGGAGAGGCCUGGCUCGCUCAAAUGACACUCAGAGAGAAGCAAGGAAUCGACAGUCACAUGGAAUGUGUCACUUGAGCAGGUAACUGCCCAUAGGGCACUGUUGGUAUUUUGGCUCGUGCUGUGUUGUGGUUAUAGAUACCACACACUGCUUCCCAGUGGGACACUGCCAAUUUCCUCAUGGCAGUCGAGGAACAGUCAUCCAGCUGCAGUACCUUGUUCCCCCUCAUAGACUGUCCUCCUUAGAAAAGAAAUCAAAUUUCAAGUGAUUUCUUCCUCUUUUUUUUCCUUCUUCUCUCAAAAAAGGCUGAUAUUCCAGGCUGGUACACAACUUUAAGCAAUGGGCUCUCUUUAUUUCAGGGAAAAUGUUUAAAUGCUUUUGAUGAAUUUGUGGGUUUUUUUGGUGUGUGUAUUUUGGUUUUGUAUUUUUAAGCAAGAUCUGUAGGCAUGGGAUAAGAAGAGCUAAGAACAUUAGAGUCCUGAUUAGUAAAAUAUUCUCAUCCAUGCCAUAUGAUGUGGGAGAGCCUUGGGGACUGUUUACUCCAGUGCUGUUGGAGGUGAGGGAUCUGACUUCCUUUUCCAGUAAGGCAGGAGGGAAACUGGAUAGAAAAGACAGGUCUGCAAAGAAUAAACAAAAACUCCACUGUAAGUUAAAUUUCUUUUAUUGGUACCCCAGAACAUCUGGAAUUGCUCCUCAGAAAGAGUAUUUUGUGCAUUGUUAUACAAAAUGCUGUUGAAAGUGCAGAUAAAUAACAAACUUGUCAGAAAGCCAAACAGACCUGUGUGCUAUCCAGGUAUCCAUAAUUUCAUAUUUUAGUUAAGACUGUGAUCCAUUAUCAGACUAUCUUUCCAUAUCUAUCAGUCCUUAGACAGAAAAAUUAUGCAACUACCUCAAAGACCCCACCAGACCUUGCCUGGCAUCAGGACACGUAGGAGUUUUGUACCAUAGGAUAUUUUUAUCACAAUUCACAUCUGGUUCUUUAUUUGUACCCAAAAAUAGAUAGUCACAAAAUGUAUUACAUUUUUUCUGCAAUGAGUAGAAAGCAACCAAUGUCCAUCUGUCUCUUCCUGCCCCUUUCUGUUCAGCAUCAGUCUGCUUUCCCAAUCCGGAUUAAUGAGAGGAUUUUCUUGCCCUCAUGAUGCAGGAACACAGGCAUGUUCAGAACUCACAGUCCAAGUGACUAAACAUUGAAGUAUUAAAUGGAGGAAUUGACUGAUGGAUUUCUUGCUUUGCUGGCAACAGCAUAGCAUUUAUCUUCUAAUGUUUUAGCUGGUAUAAUUAGCCUUACAAGUACUUAACAAUAUCUCACUUAAUAUCUGUAAUCUUCUCUUUGAGGGACAAGGAGAAAAGGAGAGAAGCCAGAAGUAAAGUCCUGAAGGAGAAACAUGAAAACAGUGGAAAAUGCUAAUAUGUCACAAAUACAGCAGCGUAGUAUUUUCUGGUACUGCUUUCCUCAAUAACUUUUAACCCUUGCAUAUGGUAGUGAACUGUAUUGAUUUAUCAUAGAAUAGCCAUUGCUAUAGUUAAAAUCACAUUGGUUUGAUGCACAAGCUGAAACUGCCCUAGGUCAUCUUUAAUUGGGGCCUGACAUGUUUUAACACUUAAUCAGAUGUCACAAAAAACAACUUAGAUCACAAACAAGUUCUGAAUAUAUCCUGCAUGAACUGAGAAGGGAGUGGAGAGAAUGGAUGUCAUCUCUCUGCCUUUAAUGUAUCUAUUAAAAUAGAUUCCAGAUA